Molecule: messenger RNA, 626 nt
Organism: Vigna angularis (adzuki bean)
Lineage: Eukaryota; Viridiplantae; Streptophyta; Magnoliopsida; Fabales; Fabaceae
Exons: 4
Coding region: 56-286 (76 amino acids)
Source: RefSeq, a predicted model, not a curated record
AUUGAAAUUGUAAGAGAAGUUGAAGGAGAGAGAAAAAAGAAGAGAGAGAGAGAACAUGGGUCUCUGCUUUGGUUGCUUCGGCGCAGACAAGCGCAUGAGCAAGGAAGAAGAGAGGUUGGCCUCUGAAGAAGCGCGUGCUAAAGCUGCUGAAGCGGCACAGAAAAGACAAGAGCAAUUUGAGAAAUCUGCAGCAGGACGAGCUGCACGUGCACAGCAACAGGCAAUGGCAAAGCAAUCUGCAAACUCCAACAAAGGCGAACCAGUUCUAAAGUGGCAGAUGGGUUGAGGUUAGGCACUCUGUGGAAUCAACUUUUAUUAGGUGUAAGUAUUGAUGACAGAUCCAAUCAAAAUUCUACCCGCAGCAUGUUUCCCUUGUUUGGAAGAUGUAAAGAUAUUUACAGCAAUAAUUUUAUCUUAAGUGUAAUUUGUUGUUUUCCAGACCAAGAAAAAUAGUGAGUGUAAAUUUGUAAAGAAAUCGUGGUAGCUGGAAAAGUUGAGAUGGCUGUUUGUUUUUCUUCCCUUGCAUGAAAUUCAGCAACUCCAUUUACUUUCUAUAAGCUUUAAGCAUCAUAUAACGAAUUAGAGAAGUGUGACCCUUCAAAUAUUAUUUCCAUUAUUCAUUUUUC